Miscanthus lutarioriparius is the source of this 1395-nucleotide messenger RNA. NCBI's taxonomy places the organism in Eukaryota, Viridiplantae, Streptophyta, Magnoliopsida, Poales, Poaceae. The record is from the annotation of a GenBank genome assembly.
AUGGAGUCAGUCGCCGUGGUGGCCGUGCCCUUCCCGGCGCAGGGCCACCUGAACCAGAUGCUGCACCUGUCGCUGCAGCUCGCGUCGCGGGGCGUGCCUGUGCACUACGCGGCGCCCGCGGCGCAGGUCCGCCAGGCCCGCGCGCGCUUGCACGGCUGGGACGAGCGCGCGCUCCGCUCCGUCGAGUUCCACGACCUCGGCAUCUCCGAGUACGUCUCCCCGCCGCCCGACCCGACCGCGCCGUCGCCGUUCCCCACGCACCUCAUGCCCCUGUUCGAGGCCUACACCGCCGGCGCUCGCGCCCCGCUCGCGGCGCUCCUCGCCGGGCUCUCCGCCUCGCACCGCCGCGUCGUCGUGGUGCACGAUCGCAUCAACGCGUACGCCGCCGAGGAGGCCGCGCGGCUGCCCAAUAGCGAGGCGUUCGGGCUGCACUGCCUGGCGGCGUUCCCGCUCGCCGGGAAGACGGACGCCGGGCUCCGGCUCCUGCGUGACCGCGGCCUGGCGUUCCUCGACGUCGCCCCCUUCGUGUCGAGGGAGUUCGCGGAGUACGUGGCCAAACGCGCGAUGCCGACCAAGGAGAUCUCGCCUGGCUCGGGCAUCCUCGUGAACUCCUGUCACGCGCUCGAGGGCGAGUUCAUAGACGUCGUUGCAGGCGAUCUGGCCGCCGACGGCAAGAAGUACUUCGCCAUCGGGCCCUUGAACCCGCUGCUCGACCUCCACGCGGACGCCCAGAAGCAGAGCAAGCCGCGGCACGAGUGCCUGGACUGGCUGGACAAGCAGCCUCCGGCUUCGGUACUCUACGUGUCGUUCGGCACGACAUCGUCGCUGCGGACGGAGCAGAUCGCAGAGCUUGCAGCAGCACUGCGCGACAGCGACCAGCGGUUCAUCUGGGUGCUGCGCGACGCAGACCGCGGCAACGAAUCGGCGGAAGAAGACGAGAGCCAGAACAGACACGCGGAGCUGCUGUCCAAGUUCACCCAUCAGACCGAAGGGAGGGGCAGGGUGAUCACCGGGUGGGCGCCGCAGCUGGAGAUCCUGGCGCACGGCGCCACGGCCGCCUUCAUGAGCCACUGCGGCUGGAACUCGACUAUGGAGAGCCUGAGUAACGGGAAGCCUAUCCUUGCCUGGCCCAUGCACUCCGACCAGCCGUGGGAUGCGGAGCUGGUGUGCAAGUAUCUCAACGCCGGCAUCCUUGUGCGCCCCUGGGAGAUGCACGGCGAGGUGAUUCCGGCGGAGGCCAUCAGACAAGUAAUCGAGGAUGCCAUGCUUUCGGACCAAGGAGUGGCAGUGCGGCAGCGAGCGAAGGUGCUCGGAGAGGCCGUCCGUGCCUGCCUGGCUGACGGCGGCUCAUCGCGCAAAGACCUUGAUGAUUUCAUUGCUCAUAUCACAAAGUAA